Messenger RNA from Mytilus trossulus (common blue mussel), 1127 nucleotides. RefSeq names its product tereporin-Ca1-like. The record is from RefSeq and is a predicted model, not a curated record. The transcript has 5 exons. The coding region runs from base 158 to 1039 and encodes 293 amino acids. NCBI's taxonomy places the organism in Eukaryota, Metazoa, Mollusca, Bivalvia, Mytilida, Mytilidae.
GAUCAAUAACGUUUUACUUCCUUCUUCGGGUAUUAUUUUGUUUAUUUAUAUCUAUACGCCAAUACCUACACGAAUGGAAACACCAGUAAGCCCACCUGACCUUUUGAUUUGACAUCAUAAGAUACAACAAAGCACUAGAAUGACAAUGCCUUGAACAAUGGACAACAAUUAUGUUACCGUACAGAACUGUAAAGGAAAGGUUGUAAAACUUCCAUUGAACAAAUUCAACUUAGAUUCUAUAGAAAAUGCUUUUCCAGGUAUGCAAGAAAUAUAUUACAUUGACAACAAAGAUAAAAUUCCUAUCAUGUUAAAUCGAGAGAAUAACACAGUUGUAAUGCCGCCUGCCGCAACUCUGGACCCUCCUUCUGGUGUUUUCGUGGUCACUGACCAAGAUGGACUCAUUGAAGGAUUUCAUCCACUGACAGGAUUUUGUGAUUGGACAGAAUGGUCUAAGGUGGUAGAAUCUACCGUUACAUCCGGUCCGUCUUUACUACGAUCAAACCUUACCCAUUUAAUGGAUAUUGGCUACAUGGUUGUUUGUGGAAUACAAGUUGAGAACUGGACAAAGUUUCCAUUAACGAACCCACACACGACUCUCGAAUGGGGAUAUUUAUCAUCACCAGCAACAAAUAUUCAACCUGGAACUCGAGAAGCAAUGGUCAGUCACAAAUGUGGUUUUACUGCAACUGGAACUUCUGGAACUGUAUCCUGGUUGAUAAAUGGCACGGAUAGACGUUUGGUAAUUGGAUGGUCUGCGCCAUUUAAUUUUGACUUUUAUUCAAAUCAUUUAAUAUUGGGUUUGACCAAUAAAGGAAACAAAAGACACUAUAAAACAUGGUUUGAGACAAUGUACUAUGGACAAGAAGAUAAAUUAAUCAUAUUCGAGAGAGUUAAAUGUAGAUUUACUAGCAAUGAAGUCCUGCUCGAUGACGAUCGGUUUGAAAUUACCGGAACUAUGGAUAACAGUCACAAACCGGAAGUCAAAGUUAUCAUAAAACCUAAACGAUGGGAAAAUUUAGCUUCAAAGUUAAAAAAUUAGAAAAACAAUUUAUAAAAAUUGUCUAAUUCUUGAUAUAUUACCGUCCGUUUUUGAAAAAUAUACUAGACUAAGUGUACACUUGGAGAUC